Messenger RNA from Gigantopelta aegis, 2526 nucleotides. Its product is annotated as ly6/PLAUR domain-containing protein 6-like. The coding region runs from base 402 to 923 and encodes 173 amino acids. The transcript is spliced from 6 exons. Lineage: Eukaryota; Metazoa; Mollusca; Gastropoda; Neomphalida; Peltospiridae. Gene Ontology annotation, molecular function: acetylcholine receptor regulator activity. The record is from RefSeq and is a predicted model, not a curated record.
GCUAGUAUAGUGGUCUUCCUCAUUCGUUCCACACAAAUCUCCAUCAUUGUAAAACGACGCUGUAUGGUUUUCGUACGUAGAGAAGGCUUCCAUCAUUUGCUAAAGAAGACUUCCAUACCCUGCUUUGAUUUGCUGCAUUCGACCUGUUGACGCUGUGCUUAAUCCUUUGGAGUUUACUUUGUCUUUGUGGAGUGGGGUGAAUUCCGCCCCGACACACGCACCAGUCGAUAUUUACACUCAUUCUCUGCGAUGACUCACACGUGAAUUGCCGAAGCAAAUCGGAACUACUCGGCUGUUGAAAACAACCCUUCCGAGUCUUAUCGGGGAAUGUAGCGAGUCUGGUGCACGUCUGGAAUAUUUCGCCCUUACGAGUAUAUACCAGCGGAAAUUACACCGUCAGUAUGCGACAUUGUGACGUCAUCGUGUUCCAAGUAGUGGGAGUGAUGUUGUGGUUGACGGGAGUGGCUGGUGUUAACGUCGUUAUCGAGUCGAGAUCGGGAGCACGACGUAGCUUGAUCACGUGUUACACGUGUCCAGACAAGGUCAAUAAUGAGGAAUGUAACAGAUGGGCUCCAGACAUCGCCUGUCCUGAAAAUCACACCGUGUGCGAGACUGUCCACACAUUCAACACAAAGACCGGAAGUAGUCUGCGCGUCAAGAAGAGAUGCGCAGUUGCCGCGGAAUGCACCAAUGAGCACGUCGGUUGCCGGGAUACGGAGAACUCUUCAGAGAAGGUCUGCGUUUCGUGUUGUGAUUCCUCUUACUGCAACGUGGACAUCCCAGUGAACAUCACUUCCGCCAUCAGCCUCUCAUCCAUCUUCCAACCGACAUCGAGCUCUCAGUCCCUCUCUAGCAGCCAUCUUUGGCUGCUGACCUUUCUGAUUGGACAACUGCUGAUACUGUCAUUUCUUGAGGACAGAUGACCGGCGGAAUGGUGCUAAAGUAUCAACUUUUUUAAAAGUCCAGUCAAUAAUGUAAUGAAAGUGUGUAUUGAUGGGAUUCGAUUCUAUACAGCACGGAUUCGCAUGGCAUUUAACAGACCCUGGUGUUAACCUAAAGACCAACCGGAAUAUACACAAAAUGUAUGCUCAAUUAAUGUUAUUUAAGAUGAGGACUGUCAAACAUUCGGUUCAAAGUCAGUGUAAUGCAUGUACUUAGUAUUCGGCGAUUAAUGAAUUGCAGCUGCUUUUAAGGUGCACACAAGGACUAAGCAUUCCACUAUCAAAAUUACCGACGCAGUAUUUAUAACAAAAACACAGAGUACAUUGACAGGAUUCGAACCUACUGCACAUGGCAUCGGGCCGUUCUCGGCGUUGCCCUGGCGGCAAAUUGGGACCUCCACGAAUCAACAAAGCGGGUGUUGAACCACCUCAACUUGUGGAUGAAAAUAUGUGUUGUAAUGUUGGAAAUAGUGACGUGACGUAAACUGCUUCUACUUACACGUUCAGCACUAUUUAUAAUCAACUGUAUAGACUCGGCUGUAAGCUACUAACUUGCUUGUUGACUCUUUUGAACUGGUGGAUGUGUUUUGACACUUGAUUCAUGAGUGCGUGCCACCACAACAGGCCAUUGGGCUUUGUCUUGUGCUUGUCUGGAUUUGUCGAACCAAUCCUGAGUAGCAGUCUUGUUAUAAACGAAGGAGUCUAGUGAAACUAGUCAUGAGAGUAGCAAUUCUCUCACAAAGAAGAAAGGAAGGAUAGAUCGUUCUGGGUAUUGGCAGUCUUCCUACACGAGGUGUGUUCCACAGAAGACUUACAUUCGUUACCAGAAAAAGAAGCAGAUCAGUUAAUCACUUAUUGACAUUUCAGUACAUAUACAAUGGUGGUUAACUGAACAGUCUUCAAGCCCUGUAACAUCCUAUAAUAUCCUUAAAACAAUAGUACAGAUAUUGCAUUUCAUCAUCGUUGGACAUCCAAUAGUCGAUGUAUUUAUCAUGCUGGGGUGUCGAUAAACAUUCAUUCAUUCAUUCAUUCAUUCAUCGUUGGUAUGGCUGUGAAACAAUGGGUAGUGGAUUACCAUAUUCUCGGAAACAAACCUGCAAAAGCGACUCGCAAGGUAUUGGUGUUGUCUUCAGAUGAGUGACAAAGAUUAUGAAUACAAGUGUUUGUGUUGAAUGUUCCUAAUGAUUGUGACUAGUCACUGUUUCUCUGCAGCUUUUGAGUUUACACAGUUUCUGAUGAGAUUAGUAUUUAUUUAUAUUAUAAUUUUGGACAGUUGUUGGCGCUUGUCUUUUCCAAGAGACAUUUGUAGACAUAGAUGGUAAGAAGCGCCAGUGAAGUUGUUUGGUUCUUAAGAUGCAUUUGCGGAUUUACUUCAGAAAAUGCGUUUGUGGACAUUAUAUUAUCCAACUUUGCUUGAUCAGUGCAUUUGUGGGUUUCGUUCCUUAGAUGCACCAAUAGACUGGCAUAUUGUGAUUUCAGAUACGAUUGAUUGAUUUCAACUUAUUUUCGUGCUUAUAUCCAAUUAAGGUUCAAGCACGCUGUCCUGGGCACACACCUCAGCUCUCUGGGCUCUCUGGGCUGUCUG